AUGUUUGGAAUGAGGAUGCUUUUAAACAGCCUCAGUUUACUUAUAGAUGUUAUACGCUUUACAAAUUUAGCGGUUUUGAUCUUAAUUGGAUCACAGGGUACAGGUUACGCCAAUGAAUAUUAUACUGUGAUUGCAACACUUGGAAGAUCGUUGACGUGUAUCAUUGUCCUACUAAGUAUCGUCAACCACUGUGAACGCGUUUAUAGGCAGCAGGAAAGGAUAAUCCGCCUACUAGAUAACCUGAUCAUUAAUAAAAAUCUCGAUGAAACGUUGUCAACAGCUUUCAGUGAUUUUCGGAGUCUGGUACAGUCACGCUCAAUUAAUUUUCAUAUGGCCAAUUAUAUUCGCAUCGAAUACCCACUGCUAGUAUCCAUGACAUCCGCUGUUGUCACUUAUACUAUUAUACUGUUACAGAGUUCU
Messenger RNA from Brenthis ino (lesser marbled fritillary), 420 nucleotides. Lineage: Eukaryota; Metazoa; Arthropoda; Insecta; Lepidoptera; Nymphalidae. The record is from the annotation of a GenBank genome assembly.